UUCUAAAGAAGAACAACAAGUACAUUCAAAAAUAUUACAAACGAAAUAUCCAUCUGAAAGGAUCGAUUGGAUGGAAUCUAUUCAUGUUUCGAUGACAUUAAAUGAUACGAAAAAUGAUGAUAUUUCAAAAGAAAUGAAUGAUUUUGCUCGUAAACAUCGUAUUAAAUCUUCCAUAAAGGAUAUUUAUUAUGAUCCUUGUUCAAAUGAUAAAAUAUAUGAAGAAAUAGAAUUAUACGAGGAAAAUCCUGAUGCUGCUAAAGCUUAUGUAUCAUGGCUGAAAAAUCGUAAGAAAAAGGAUAACAUUGAUAACACUGUUAAAUCUGGAAUACAAAAUACAUUGAUUUCUGAACUUAGGAAAAAUUUAUUAGAAAAUCAAGAGAAAUGUUUCGACGAAUUAUUGGCACGUCGAGUACUAGAUCAAUCGCAUUACGAAAAACAAAUAAUAACUAAAUUGUCGGAGGUACUUAAUCAGAAAAAUGUUAUGACUGAGAACAGAAGGAUAGUUGAUGAAUUGAUGUUAGAAGCUGAAGAGAAUAAAAAAAGAUUAGAACAAGAUAGACAAAGAGAGGAAUACGAUUGGGAAUACGAAGAAAUUGAUAUGGAAUAUCGUAGAUUAUGUGAAUUACAUUGUAAAAUUCGUCAGGAGAAAUUAAACAAAUUGCGUGAAAAACACGAAAGAAUCUGUCGAGAAGUUUUAUAUGAUUUGAUAGACAUUGCAUUGAAAUUAUCUGAAUAUCGAAGUUCAAACGAAUGUUCUUUGCCAAAAGCGAUUUGGAACGAAUGGAAAACGUUGUUCUUAAAAUGUCAGCCAAUAUUCGAAUUGUUUGAGAAUGAAUUUUCUAAAGAAGAUGAUGAUGAUGAUGAUGAAGAAGAAGAAAAAGAAGAAGAAGAAGAAGAUAUCGAAGAAAUUGUUCAAUCACGAUUGGACAGAGAAGAAAUAUUGAACGAAGCCAAUUUCGAAAAUUAUCAUACUUUGCAAUCACCUUGGGACGAAUACGUUCCAUCUACGAUUGAUCCAGAAAUUGAAGAAAUCUUAAAGUUAGGUGAACUAGUGUUAGGAUACAUAGUACAUCGACUUUUAGAAUUUGUUUAUCCUUAUCCAAGUGGUCCUUUAGAAUCACCAGUACCUAAAGUUAAAACAGCUGCUAUCGUUUUAGGUAUUAUUGAACCACGUUUGUACGAUUCUAUAGAAAUAUUAUUAAAAAAUAGUGAUAUACGUUUGGUAUCAAUGAAAGAUGCAAUUAAUUAUUGUUUGUUAAGAUACAAGGAAGAAAUGUUGGAUUUUGAAUAUAUCGAUGCAAAUAUUAUUCGUGCUACCAAUGAUAUUAUGAAAAAUCGUAAAGUUGAUAAUUUAAAAAAUAAUACAACGACUAGAUCGAAAAAAAUUCAUAAAUCUGAUCAAAUUUCUCUACGUAGAAAAGAAAAAUUGAAAGAGAAGGAUAAAGGAAAAGGUUUGAAAGAAAAAGAAACUCAAACACCACGAGUUAUACCAUACGAUGAUAUGAAUCCUAUUUUAAGUGAUGCUGCACACAUUGGAAAAUGGACAUACGAAUUUUUAAUAUUGGGUCAACCAAUUUCUAACGAAUUAAAUACCAAAAUAAUUAUUGAAUAUUUAAAGAGUUUAGGUGAAAUCGAAGGAUGGGCAUUGAUCGAUUAUCCUAAUAGUUAUGAACAAAUGAUACGUUUGGAAUUUGCUUUAACUGGUCAUCAAAUUUCUCAACAUUAUGUUGAUUCUAUUAAUGUGGUAGAAGAAUUCGAUAAAAUUAACAUAGAAGAUAUAGAUCCGGUUUCGUCGAGAAUAAUUUAUGAGGAUACUGAAAUCGAUGAUUAUAGUAUUUACAGACAGUCAAAAUUAUUGCCAAAUCCUAUAAUCAAGAAAAAUGAUAGUACUUCAACGUCAACAUUUAUGACAACUUACGUCAGAGUUAUACCAAAACCAAUUAACCUUAAAGUAGAUCCGAAUAAAUUAGUAGAAAUAUUGUCAGAUGAUGUUACACCUAUCGAUAAAUUUUAUAUCGAACAAAACAUAGCUUAUGUGGUUUAUUACGAUCAUUUCGAUACAAAUAUCAUUAAAAAAAUAGUCAGAUUAGUAAUUGGUGAUAAAUCUAUGCCAAGGACACCUUCCAUUGAAUUAUUUGGUGAAGAUGCAUUGAAAUUAUUGGAAGAACAUGAAAAACGUAAUUACAAAGAAUUUUCCCCAAAAAAAUCCAAAAUUGUUGAACGAUCUGUUUUAUCCAAAGAAAAAGAAGAAGAAGAAAAAGAAGAAGAAAAAGAUAAGAUCAAAAUGAAAGAUGACAAAGUUUCCGAUGAUCAUCUUGAUGUUCAUGGUGUAUCAACAAAACCUGGAGAAGAUGGUUGGAAAUGGUUAGAUUUACCUAUAAAUCCUAUAUUACUCGAUGCUUUGGCUACAUUAUGGGAAAAUUUGGAAGAAAUUUAUAUUUUCGAUUUGAUGGAAAUAUUUUCAUUAAAGAGAAUCCAUUCGAUGUCUGUUAUACCUUAUAAAAAUUUUUUAACCAAUAACAUGAUGAAAUUUAUUAAUAGACCUGAUAGCAAACAAAAUUUAUUACAUGAAUUUCAACAUAUGUUCAACAAUGUAAAAGAUGACACGAGAAACGACGAUGAUGUUAAAUGUGAAUUACAUUGUCGUUUGAUUGAAUUUCAAAAUGAUUUAUUUGAUAUUUGUGAUGUCAAAAGAUUGGAAUGUGAAAAGGAACGUCAAAGAAUAAUUCACGAAAAUUGGACCUCUUUCGAAGCUGUUAUAUUGAUUAAUAUUUAUCUUUCGAUAAUUCAAUGUGAAAUUGAUCGUUUUGUAGAUACUAUUCAAUUGAUACAAGAUUAUUAUACUAGUAUGCUUGAAAAAUCUAUCAAAGAAACUAGAUAUUCGAAAAUUUUACUCGACAAAUUGAAUAUACAUGAUAUCAAAUUGCAAAUGAAUGAAAAUAUGUUUGAUGAUAGUACUACUAUGAUCAAUGAUAAAUAUAUUAAAGAUAAAAUAGAUCGAAAAGAUGUGAAAAAAUCGAAAAAUAUAUCGGAUAAAUUUGAUUUUACAAAACCUGUUAUAAAUGUGCACAAUUUAAUUGAAGAAAUAACGAAUUUAUUUGUCAAUGUUGCAAAUUCAACUAGCAAUUUUGAUACAAACGAUAGUUUAAUUUAUAAAGUUAUCAAUGAUAAUGUUAAUUAUGUUAAACAAUUUGUAGAAUUUAUCGCAACUCGUGCAAAUGAGACAAUGAAAAAAGAAGAGAAUGUUUCAACUGGUAGAGAAAAAACUCGAAGAAAAGUUGACGAUGAAAAAUUGAUGAGAAUUAAGAUAAAUGAUCUUUUUCAAGAAUGGAAAUACGCCAUUUUAUUUGAAAUCAAUCGAAUAAAAAUGAGAUUGGAUGUUAUUUUAGGUUCAGCAAAAGUCGACGUUAAUUUUCUUCUCGAAACAAUGCGAUUGACGUUUCAUCAAAUUUAUGAGAAGAUAAUUGACAGGUUUUAUUUUAUUAUUAUUAUUAUAGGUUAUCUAGGUUUCGAAGUUGUUUAA
Polistes dominula (European paper wasp) is the source of this 3523-nucleotide messenger RNA. Its product is annotated as sperm flagella and cilia-associated protein 2. Lineage: Eukaryota; Metazoa; Arthropoda; Insecta; Hymenoptera; Vespidae. The record is from RefSeq and is a predicted model, not a curated record.